UAUAUUGGCGGCAUAAAAUAAGAGAUAUUUGGUCUAUAUCUUAGUUUUUUUUUUUAAAAAAACUUGUCUUUUAUCUUAUUUUUGAUCUAUUGGUUAUUUUGUGUUAGUAGUAAUAUAAGUAAUUUCUAACCAUAGUUAUUUUCUUUUAUUUUAUCAUUUAUAUUGUCAUUUAUGUUACCAUUAAAUGUUUAAUAUACAGAUUUUUUCUUUAUUCUUUGAUUCUAUUUACAUAUACAUUUUAAAAUUAUGUAUACAUUUUUAAUUUGUAAUAUUUUAUUACAUUCUAUAUUUUUUUUGUUAGUUUAAUUCUUUUGUGAGGAGAGAUUAAAUUGCACCAUAAAUUCUACAUUUUUUUAGAAAAUUUCUUUGGCCACCUCCCUAUGGGGGUCACCCCCAGCGAAAAUUCCAAAAUACCCCUGCUUCGGAAGUUCAUUUCCGAAAUACUGCGAUUUCUGCAGAUUUAUCAAAACACUCCCCCUCCCCCAAUCAUUUACCCUAAAUCAAAACAAAAAGUGGCAAAGGCGAAAAUUUGUGCAAACAGAAUUCCAAAGCUGCAUCAAGGCUCCAAUCACACUGCUAAACAACAUUCAAAAGCCCUCAAUCCUAACACUUUGAACAUGUCUGGCAACCAACCAGCUCGCAGGACUGCGUCUUCUAAAGAGGGCGCUAAGGGAAGAAAGGGUUCUUCAAAGAAGGAGGUGAAAGAGGUGAAGGAGGUGAAGGAGGUGAAGGAGGUGAAGGAGAAGAAGAAGCUUUUGACUGGUUCUGCUUCUCGUCCCCUGGGGGUCCAUGGCUCGGACGUGCAGGCUCAGCCUUCAGGCGUGAUCAACGCUGAUGGUUCUGAUACUGAGUGGGAUGAGGAUUGGUAUAAUUAUCUUCAUUCGGAGGAGUUCGCUCGUCGGGAAGAAUAACGUGUUUUUAUUUUGUUUGAUGUGUAUUCUGUAACGCUCGUCGGGCAGAAUAACAUGUUUUUGUUUUGUUUGACGUGUUUUGUUUUGUUUUGUUCUGAUUUCGGAUUGUAUCGCACAGUGUUUUUGUAUUGGAUUUAUCAUGUUAGUUUUUGGA
Messenger RNA from Vicia villosa (hairy vetch), 1065 nucleotides. RefSeq lists its product as uncharacterized. The transcript has 2 exons. The coding region runs from base 381 to 911 and encodes 176 amino acids. Lineage: Eukaryota; Viridiplantae; Streptophyta; Magnoliopsida; Fabales; Fabaceae. The record is from RefSeq and is a predicted model, not a curated record.